Molecule: messenger RNA, 1599 nt
Organism: Lepisosteus oculatus (spotted gar)
Lineage: Eukaryota; Metazoa; Chordata; Actinopteri; Semionotiformes; Lepisosteidae
Gene: pxmp2
Product: peroxisomal membrane protein 2
Cellular component (GO): cytoplasm; membrane
Source: RefSeq, a predicted model, not a curated record
GUUUUUCUGCUGAAAGAAACCCGUGGCAGCCAUAUAAUGUAAUGAUCUCAUACAAUUUUAAAUAUAGAAAUCCACAGCUUAUACUAGCAACUAACUAAAUGUUGAAUACUUAGCCACGUUAUUCAAGAUUUUGUAAUGUAAUGGUAUUAGAUGGUGUUGCUGAAAAUCCAAACAUGCACGAAAGGCCCAAGUGCUCAUCUUUUAUAAUGUGUACGGUAGACGAGGCGUGUUUUAUGCUGUCCGCACUGUGAUGUGCAAGACUGAGCCACUCGAUUUGGCUUUGCACCAGGGGGUCUUUGUAAGUGAAUGUCAAUAGCUUACUGGGGGUUACAAUGCCGGUGGAGUCUGUGCCCAUCCGAGAUUCGGCUUUCUACCAGCGUCUGCUGCAGCACUACUUGAAUUUAUUGAAAAAGUACCCGAUCCUCACCAAAUCCGUCACCAGCGGUAUCCUGUCUGCGCUCGGGAACCUGCUGUCUCAAGCCCUGGAGAGGAGAGGAAGAGACAAGGCUGGCAAAUCGGGGAAGGAGCUGGACCUUUUAGGACCCGCUCGCUUUGCAGUUUACGGGCUGUGUGUCACGGGCCCUGUGAGUCACUAUUUCUACCAGUUACUGGAGCUGCUCCUGCCCACCUCCAUACCGUACUGCAUGCUGAAGAGACUGCUCCUGGAUCGCCUCGUCUUUUCUCCUGCCUUCCUCCUGCUCUUCUUCCUCGUCAUGAACAUGUUAGAGGGUAAGAAUUGGUCAGCGUUCCAGGAGAAACUGAGAACAGGGUACUGGUCGGCGCUUAAGAUGAACUGGAAAGUGUGGACCCCCUUUCAGUUUGUCAACAUCAACUAUGUUCCUGUGCAGUUUCGGGUGCUCUUUGCCAACCUUGUGGCUUUGUUUUGGUAUGCCUACCUCGCUUCAGUGCGGAAAUGAGGCCAGUAAGGUCAUCAGCUAAUUGGAUUGGAUGAAGAGUGUGGUGAUUAUACACAGUGUGUCUUUAACCACAGGCCUUGCAGGGUGUAGUAACACUAACAUACACACUGGGACACAGACCAGGACAGUGGCCCUCUGAUUGAAUCCUGCUGCGUGUACUAUCUGUGGAUUAAAUUGAAAGGUGGGAGAGGGAUGCGAUCUGCAAAUGGGAAAAGAGCAAAUAAUUGGUUAGGAGGAUUGACAACUGGGAGAACACUUUAGUGAACUGCUUUCGAAAUCUGAAUUUGGUUCCACGUUGACUGAAAGUGUAUAAUUUAUCAUUUAAACGGACAGAGACUGACUUUAAAAAUGUGACUUCACUCAUCAUUCGCCUUUGAGGGCCUUAUGUCGUCCACUGGCCAGCUUGUAAAACUUAUUUCUUCUGAGAAAGGUCAUAGUUAACAUGUAAUUUAAAUAAAGAUGAACAUAUUUGUUUAACCACUACUUAAUCUCUAUUUUAACCUGAAAAAUAUCAGCAAUGAUGCUUAAGGUUUUUGUAUUUCAGUCAUUUGUGUGUAUAGGCAAAUCUUGAGUGUUAUUUGGACCUGGAUAGUGACAGUUUAUGUGAAAUAACCAGUUUAGUCAGAUAUUUUGAAUUUCACAGAUGUCUGAAGCAUUAAAAAAAAUUAAGAUAUAAACCUAA